This is a messenger RNA of Vitis vinifera (wine grape), 1790 nucleotides long. Its product is annotated as putative wall-associated receptor kinase-like 11. Bases 174 to 1562 code for a protein of 462 amino acids. The record is from RefSeq and is a predicted model, not a curated record. The transcript is spliced from 2 exons. Gene Ontology annotation, biological process: cell surface receptor signaling pathway; protein phosphorylation. Gene Ontology annotation, molecular function: calcium ion binding; protein serine/threonine kinase activity; ATP binding. Gene Ontology annotation, cellular component: plasma membrane. NCBI's taxonomy places the organism in Eukaryota, Viridiplantae, Streptophyta, Magnoliopsida, Vitales, Vitaceae.
GGCCAUGGCAACUGUACCUAAGUUAUUAUAGAAUGAUAUGUUUCGUAAUGAAAUUUAAGAGUAAGCAACCUCAGCGAAAAUGAAGAUUUAGAAUUUCUAAUUGCAAAGUUUAGCUUCACUACUUUGGUUCUCUUAUUUUAGCUUCUAAAUUACUAAUAUAUUUCUUUUCAUUUAUGUUUUCAAAAGAUAUUAAUGAGUGCGAGGACCCAAACAAAAUUUUUUGCCACGAGAUAGCUCUUUGCACUAACGUCCCUGGCAGUUACUCAUGCACUUGUCCAACUAGUUACCAUGGAGAUGGAAAGAAACAAGGAACUGGGUGCAUACGUGGCAAGCAUAAACAUUUGCUAGCACUGGUAUUUUCUUUAGGUGCGGGGAUUUCUGUUGUUUCCUUGAUCCUAAUUGCUACAGGCUUAAGGUUAUACCGAGGACUUAAGGAAAGAGAGAAAAAGAAAAUAAAACAGAAGUUCUUCAAGAAGAAUGGUGGUCUGCUAUUGCAACAGCAAAUUUCUUCAAGCAAAGAAAGUGUAGAAAAAACAAAACUCUAUUCGGUAGAAGAGUUGGAGAGAGCAACAGAUGGCUUCAAUUCGAGUCGAGUCAUUGGUAAGGGAGGCCUUGGCACAGUAUACAAAGGAAUGUUGUCGGAUGGAAGCAUUGUAGCCAUUAAGAAAUCCAAUACCGUUGAUGAAAAGCAAUUGGACCAGUUCGUUAACGAAGUUUUCAUUCUUUCACAGAUCAACCAUAGGCACAUAGUAAGAUUGCUAGGUUGUUGUCUGGAGACUGAAGUACCUUUGCUGGUUUAUGAAUACGUCUCCAAUGGCACCCUCUUCCACCAUCUCCAUGAUGAGGGCCAUGCAUCUACAUUAUCUUGGAAAGACCGGCUGCGAAUUGGGAGUGAAAUUGCCGGAGCCCUGGCAUAUUUGCACUCAUAUGCUUCUAUAGCCAUCUGUCACAGGGAUAUCAAGUCUAGGAACAUAUUGUUGGAUGAAAACCUCCGGGCAGUAGUUUCUGACUUUGGACUUUCAAGAUCAAUACCCCUUGACAAAACUCACUUAACUGCAUUAGUACAAGGGACAUUUGGUUACUUAGAUCCUGAUUAUUUUCAUUCAGGUCAAUUUACAGAUAAAAGUGAUGUGUAUGCCUUCGGCGUAGUCCUUGCUGAACUUCUGACAGGAGAGCAAGCCAUUUCCUCGGAUAGAUCUGAACAAGGUCUAGCAAAUCAUUUUAGAUCAGCAAUGAAACAAAAUCGUCUGUUUGAUAUUCUUGAUAACCAAGUUGUAAAUGAAGGACAGAAGGAGGAGAUUUUCGCCGUUGCUAAGCUUACUAAGAGAUGCCUAAAGUUGAAUGGGAAAAAAAGGCCAACCAUGAAACAAGUUGAUAUAGACCUCCAACAAUUGGGCAGAUUUCAGGAGCAGUUGCCUUCUCAGAAGACAAUGAUUGAAGAGCCUUCGUUGCAGCAGCAUACAUGCGAGGACUACAGCAAACAAGCUGAAACAUCCCAUUCGUACACAUUUGGUGCAGUUACAGAAGAAAUAGUCAAAGACCAUGAGGUCUUGCUCUCCUAAGGAAUACAGUAUGGCACUUUGAAGUUUCGGUUAAACAUGAGGUUUCUUUAUGCUAUGGACUUCCGGAAUAAUGAUGUAAUGAAUGACUCAGAACUUUCUUUUACUUUGUUUAAUUUGUUUCAAGUAUGGUAUGCAUAUUAUCAGGGUCCAACCGGGGUUGAGGCUGGUUGACAGUCAAUCAUGGUCAACCUUUAUAUACACACGAAGUUCAUUUGCCAAACCCAUCAA